This is a messenger RNA of Meloidogyne enterolobii, 828 nucleotides long. Lineage: Eukaryota; Metazoa; Nematoda; Chromadorea; Rhabditida; Meloidogynidae. The record is from the annotation of a GenBank genome assembly.
AUGCAUCAUUACAACAAUUCUUCUCUAAAACGUGUUCAGAGCGAAGGGAAAUUGUUGUUUGUAUUAGACAAAAACAACAAUAAUACCCAAAAUAUUAAUAAAUUAAAAAAUUAUCCAAAUGGAACAGAAAACAGCCUAAACGAGGAACAAACAAAAAUAAAUAAAAAAUGGCCAACCCCGCCAGCAAUGGGUAUUUCUGGCAGAAAACUUGACUCGAGGGAGUAUGGGAGGCUGGUUAAGAUGAAAAAAGCAAGUCGAAGUCAGCCACAACUUUGCGAAAUUUUUGAUAAUGAUGGGGAUUCUAAUACUGGGAAAUGGAGGAAUAAUACAAAUAUUAAUAGAACUUUGUCUACUAGAGAGGAGUUUGGAAGAAAUACAAACAAGAAUCAUCAAAAAACCAAAAAAGCUCCACCCCCACCGCAACAUCAAAAUCAGAAAUCAUUUACACCAACAAUCCAACCACAUUCGCCUCAGAAUGCCUUAGCUAAUGAUAAAGAUAGAAACGAUAAGGAAAGUGAAAUUUAUGCUAUAGUAAAUCUGAACGGAUCUAAAAAUCAAAAAUAUAGGCAACAAAUUAGUUCAGAGCCAAGAUAUCAUCAAAAUAUUUUAUAUCGAGAACCUUCGACAAAAUCACCUCAAAUGCUAAUAGAUGAACAUAAUAAUCAAUUAAAAUAUCAUCAAAAUAAUUUUAAUUCCCGUCAGAAUCAGAUUUUGUCCCCUACACAAAAAUCCAGAAGGAAUACAAUAAACAAUAAUGGGCAUAAUGGGUUUACGGCUAUGCCAGCUUCUAACUAUUCAGAUGACCUUCUACCUCAAGUGGUGGGUUAA